GGACGAGGGUAGGCCCCCCAGACCACUUUGCCCCAGCUCACCUACCCGAACGUGCCCGCCUCCAUUGAAGAGUGUCCCGAAGCAGACAGUAUGGAAGGGGAGCCCUCACAGCCUCGCAACGGCAGCUGGCCCUUAAGUGAGAACGGGAGUGACGCUGACACUGCCCUGGCUGCCGGCCUCACCUUCUCCUCCUACUACCAGCACUCCUCGCCUGUGGCAGCCGUGCUCAUCGUGGCCUAUGUGCUCAUUUUCCUCCUCUGCGUGGUGGGCAAUACCCUGGUCUGCUCCAUCGUGCUCAAGAACCGGCACAUGCGCACUGUCACCAACAUGUUCAUCCUCAACCUGGCUGUCAGCGACCUGCUGGUGGGCAUAUUCUGCAUGCCCACCACCCUUGUGGACAACCUCAUCACUGGUUGGCCUUUUGACAGUGCCACAUGCAAGAUGAGUGGCUUGGUGCAGGGCAUGUCAGUAUCUGCCUCAGUUUUCACGCUGGUGGCCAUCGCCGUGGAAAGGUUCCGCUGCAUCGUGCACCCUUUCCGUGAGAAGCUGACCCUCCGGAAGGCGCUGCUCACCAUCGCGGUGAUCUGGGCGCUGGCGCUGCUCAUCAUGUGUCCGUCGGCGGUCACUCUGACCGUCACCCGAGAGGAGCAUCACUUCAUGCUGGACGCUCGCAACCGCUCCUACCCGCUCUACUCCUGCUGGGAGGCCUGGCCCGAGAAGGGCAUGCGUAAGGUCUACACCGCCGUGCUCUUCGCGCACAUCUACCUGGCGCCCCUGGCGCUCAUCGUGGUGAUGUACGCGCGCAUCGCGCGCAAGCUGUGCCAGGCCCCGGGCCCGGUGCGCGACGCGGAGGAGGCGGUGGCCGAGGGUGGCCGCGCGUCGCGCCGCAGGGCCCGCGUGGUGCACAUGCUCGUCAUGGUGGCUCUCUUCUUCACGUUGUCCUGGCUGCCGCUCUGGGCGCUGCUGCUGCUCAUCGACUAUGGGCAGCUGAGCGAGCCGCAGCUGCACCUGCUGUCCGUCUACGCCUUCCCCCUGGCACACUGGCUGGCCUUCUUCCACAGCAGCGCCAACCCCAUCAUCUACGGCUACUUCAACGAGAACUUCCGCCGCGGCUUUCAGGCUGCCUUCCGUGCGCAGCUCUGCCGACCGCCCUGGGCUGCCCACAAGCAAGCCUACUCCGAGCGGCCCGGCCGACUCCUGCGCAGGCGGGUGGCAGUGGAUGUGCAACCCAGCGACUCGGGCCUGCCAUCCGAGUCUGGCCCCAGCAGCGGGGUCCCAGGGCCUGGCCGUCUGCCGUUGCGCAAUGGGCGCGUGGCCCACCAGGAUGGGCCCCCGGAAGGGCCUGGCUGCAACCACAUGCCCCUCACCAUCCCAGCCUGGAACAUCUGAGGUGGUCCCGAGAGGGCGGGUCUGGUGGGCCUGUGGCCCUGACUCUAAAACGUGAUCCUUGGACAAAAUAGCAGUAUUAGAAGAGGGUGCUAAGAUGCCUCCUUGAUGAAAAACUAGAUGGUGGGUAGCUGCCAGUGAUGGCCAAUCGGGCAGCCCUCAACCUUCCAAACCCUUUCUGCUCUGGAGCUGUAUAUGGACAACUCCUUCUCGUCAACAUCUCAGAACCCUUCUCUGCAGAGACUCUGAGGCCCAGGGAGAGGGGACAAGGUCUCUCCGAUGGAAAUCCCCCUUGACCCACACUCUAGUGAGAGUCUAUUGUAUCCACAUUUCCAGUGGUCUCCCUAGGGCCCUCUGAGGCGGAGCUCAAGAAAACGUUGUCACCCUAACUAGGUGGCUGGGAAGAGGUGACCUCUGCGCUUACACACCGAGUCCCUGUGAUGGGGUCCCCUGUGCUGUGUUGCUGAGGCAGCUCCCCCUCGGCCCUUUCCUGGGAAAAGUCAAGCUUUCCCCCUGCUAGCUCUGAGUGUUGGCUUUAUUCCAGGAAGCGUUCAGGGCAACACCCACUUCACAAGGUCACAACUGAGCUGCUGCAAGAAGAACCCUAGGGAGCCUGUUUAGACUCAGGCUCAAGGCUCUGGGUAGUGCCAGAUGGAGGCUCCUCUCCCCGACCUCCACCACCACAGCCAGGCAGAGCUUCCAGCACCACCAACAGCUCGUGGGUGGCAGGCAAGGGGAAAAGGAAGCCAGCGCGCAAUGCCAACUCUGCCUUCCGGAAAGAUUUCACCCCGCCUGUGAGCACAAGCUUUCUCGUAGCCUUUCCUUCAUGCUUCCUGGGAAGGAGAAGUUGCUCAGUCGCUGUGGGGAAAGCCCCGAAGGCCACACACAAACCCUUCCACAGUGUGUGACUUGUGAGCCCUAAAAGCAAAGGAGAUCCCACAUGCACCCCAGCAAUCACCUUGACAGACUGGAGCUAGGAAAUGGGUUGCUGUUGCUGAUUUCUCCUGCAGUCUCAGUAAUCUGCGCUACACCUGACACUUUCUCCUCACCCUGUGACCACAGUUGCUAGAAAUUUAAGGAAUUAAAAACAAAAACAAAACCUUCCUAGGAUUCAGGGCUCUGAACUCUUACUGUUUCCUGAUGGAAACACACACUGAUGGGCCAUUUACUGUUCCUGGGUCCAUCGGGAGCAAUGGCCACAGUGGCAGAGAAACUGCCUCGCAGUUGUACAUGUUCAGGUGUGUCUCUGGACACUGUCAUCUGAUUCAUAAAAUGUUCUUGUCAUUUCACAAAGUGACUGAAGCCCUGUAGGGCCAGGGUCCCAGAGCCACAGGCAGCAGCGUUACGAGAGGCUUGUCUUUGGACAGCUUGAACUGUGCCCUGCCUUUCAAAGAGGGUGGAGGCAGGCAUGGCGGGGUGGAGAGCUGGAAACUCCCUGCCAAAUGAUAAAAAGCAACGCCCACAGAAUGAACUGGAGUACCGAGGUUGGGGCAGGAAAACGGUUUCAUUGUGUUGGCCUUGUGACUUCCCGCCCGAGAUGUUCUGAGCAAAUCCUAGGCUGAGGAAGCUGCAGAUGCCAGGGUCGGAAGGCCAGGAGUGGUCUGUGUAGGUAGACAAGCUGUUGCCUGAGCUGGUGCUCUGUAUGGUCCUCACUGCCGGUGUUGCGUUCAUAUCAUGUGUAUGGACACAGUGGCCUGAGAACUGGCCUGAGAACUGGGAAGACUUGUGACUCCAGGCUCUAAAAAUAGGCCAGAUCAAGAGCCAUAUCAACCCCGUCCCUGCGGCCCCUGGGGGCUGUGGGAGUUGCAGCCUGCUCUCUGCCCUGGGGUGUCAAAAUUCACGGCUCUCCUCAGAAAUCCCGUCCACCAAGGCCUCUGCUCUAUUUUCCCCAAACUCCCGGCUUUGAGAAUGCAUGACUGCCCCGGUGCAGCACUCUUGACACUGUGGCAUUCCCUGCAUUCCCUUGUUCUUGGCAUCGCUUGAGUAAGAGCGGAGGCAACCCCUGCCUGCCCACAGAUUUGGGCUGAAUGCUAACAGACAAGCAGGCAGCAUGUGUAUGCAGGGAGUUUGUUUCUUUGUACAUGUGUUAAAAUACACCCAAUGUACAAUUUGUCCCCUUAGCCAUUUGAAGUAUACAUUUCAAGGACACUGAGUAUUCGUGCUGCUGUGUAACUGUCCACUCACCCUUUCUAGCUCGACAUUAUCCCAAAUGGAAACUGUGGACCCACUGAUACCAACUCCCCAAUCCCUGUUCCUCCCAGCUCCUAGUAGCCACCAUUCUUUCUCUCUGAAUUUCAAAGUUCUGUCAUUCCCUACAAAUGAAACUACUCAGUAUUUUUCCUGAAACUACUCAGUAUUUUCUGCCUCAGCUUUGACAAGUCCUAUGCGUGUUUGGAGGUGUUAGAUAAUAAAACCAAGUUGUGAAAAUAGUGCCUGUGUGAACCCUGAGGACGGAGACCCCAACGCUUCUCUCAACUUGGUAUUUAGGGGUGACAGACCCAGUGCUCAACCCAGCUGCUCUGCGCUCCCUCCUCUGUGUUCCUUCUUGGCUAGAGAAAACAAUCGUGUGUUCUGUCCAUAGGAUGUUGUAUGAUGCUGUUUUUAUAACUGUAGCUCUGUCAGUCUCUGUGUCCUGACACUUGGGCCUGAGUGCGCCUUGUGUGGUCACCGAACUCUAACACCAUGGAGGAAGACGUCUCUGGAGCAGACAUGUUCCAUCUGUGCCCUGUUAGGUCUC
Psammomys obesus (fat sand rat) is the source of this 4123-nucleotide messenger RNA. It is a transcript of the gene Npffr1, whose product is annotated as neuropeptide FF receptor 1. Gene Ontology annotation, molecular function: neuropeptide receptor activity; peptide binding. The record is from RefSeq and is a predicted model, not a curated record. Gene Ontology annotation, cellular component: membrane. Gene Ontology annotation, biological process: G protein-coupled receptor signaling pathway. The transcript is spliced from 4 exons. The coding region runs from base 91 to 1389 and encodes 432 amino acids. Lineage: Eukaryota; Metazoa; Chordata; Mammalia; Rodentia; Muridae.